GUAAGGGCCCGGCAGCAAAAUUUAUCUCCCCGAUCAACCUUAUCCAUGAUGAUCAUAUGGUGAAGUUCGAUAAGCUUGUCUCUGGGAGCCCUGGAUAGUCCGUAGGCGUGGUAAAGAGCCUCAUAGGAAAGACCUUUAACAGAUUCCCGCAUUACCUCCACCGCACCGUGGACCAUCAGAUCACCGGUGAUACACACCAAGCACAAAACAUGGAAAAUACCUCUCAAUUCGUAUCUAUGGCCUGGUCAGAGACGAUCCCGAGCAUCAUACCUGGGACAACGCAAUAUCAGACAAUCAGUUCAUCAUCUGUGAAUCCGUCAAAUCCAUAUCUAUACUCCGGGACUUCCCAAUCAUCACAAGCCGAAUAUUCAGAAAUAACCGUGGAACAACCCUUGGUAUUCCCAACUUAUGAUCCUAACAACGAAUUUGCAGUGGGGACCUCGCAGAAUUCGGCAGAUUGUGUGGACCAUGCGAUCUACUCCAGCCCACCGAGCACUGCAUCAAUGCAGCCAUUGUUCUAUGUACAUGAUGAAGCUGUUUUUCCCGCGGAUCCAAGUCAAUACAGCAAUCAAGACAUCACUCAGCCAACAUUUAGUCGUACACGACGUGAACCAGCUUCCCGCACGCUGACCAGCCACGAUCUGACCUCCGCGUCGAGUCAUUGGACCAUCAAUACUGUCGCCAAUCGAACAUGCUUUGAACAUGGUUGCGAAGGGCGAGUGUUCUCGUCCAGAAGCAAUCUCCGGCGCCAUCAACGAGAAAAGGCCCAACAAGCACGACUAUUAGAAUGUCCGGUAUGCCACGCAAGGUUCUACAGACUCUGGACCAGAGAUCAACACUUGAUUUUGGGAAGGUGCCGAAGGUUCUGGUCUCAAGACCGGCAAUAUCAAGCACCACAACGCUACGAGAGAGCGACGGUGUCGCAGUGGCUGGGAAUGGGUGUGAUAGCGUGAUUCUCGGUGUUUGUUCAUGAUAACGAUUUGCAUAUACAAUCACUGCUUCGGGGCUGAGUCGCCUCAAUCAAUAUGCUGGAAAUCUGGAAUCAUAGUUCUGCCUAGCUUUGCUGGUGACCACCUCGUGCUGUUUCUGGUGUAUAGGGUGAUCACCAGUAAUCCAUUCAUUCGCCAUGCUGAUGGUCUCGUCUUGGCACAAUGGGCCCACCGGAUCAGCCAAUUUCUUGAAUGUCCAUGAUUUUGGUCGAGGUCUCCACCC
Messenger RNA from Aureobasidium pullulans EXF-150, 1212 nucleotides. RefSeq lists its product as uncharacterized. The transcript is spliced from 2 exons. Lineage: Eukaryota; Fungi; Ascomycota; Dothideomycetes; Dothideales; Saccotheciaceae. The coding region runs from base 210 to 953 and encodes 247 amino acids. The record is from RefSeq and is a predicted model, not a curated record.